CGUUCACUCAACCUCACCGUCACUUUGGGAAUUUGGUAUCAUGAAUUCCAACCUGCCCACCACGGAUGCUCCGGCAGCGAAUUCUCAUGAUCAACGGCCAACGUCACCUCCAAGAAUCUCACGCCAAUUUAAAUGGAUGCUCAUAAUCCUCGUGGUCAUAUCAAUGGUUGGCAAGCCUCAAUUGACGGACUGGGUUCAGGCAGUAAUUUCAUACAACAAAGAACCGUCUCUUGAAAUCAUGAUUGACGUGUUCUUCACGAGCUCCACCUUGCUCUACAACAUGGUCCUCGGCGGAUAUGCGACUUGGGCUUUUCUCACAUAUACGAGAAUUCGAGGAUCGCAGCAUGAUAACACAGGAAGGCGUUCAGGCCAUCAGACAGACGCUCCACGGGACAUGAAGGGUGCUGCGUCGUGAUGUGCGGCAAAUUCGUGGACGCCUGGGCAUGCAUGGAAAUCUCACGUUCCGCCUCUUUGGCACCCUUUCUAUAGCGCGAAGAUUUCUCCGGAGAUCAAGCUUAGGUACGAUGCUCUCAUGGAUAAAUUUGUCCCUUGCAGGGAAAGGCCGGUCCCUAGUCGAUACGCAGAGAACUGGUGGGAAAUGCAAAGCAUGCUUUUACGACCGCUGAAAGACCGUGCCCACCGUCUUCGAGGGGACUUCAAAUCUUCUGCUAGCACACAAACAUUGAAGUCAUAUUCUUGUCUUGAUUCGCAAUGGAGCG
This is a messenger RNA of Dissoconium aciculare CBS 342.82, 719 nucleotides long. RefSeq lists its product as uncharacterized. The record is from RefSeq and is a predicted model, not a curated record. The transcript has a single exon. The coding region runs from base 41 to 415 and encodes 124 amino acids. Lineage: Eukaryota; Fungi; Ascomycota; Dothideomycetes; Mycosphaerellales; Dissoconiaceae.